Molecule: messenger RNA, 1593 nt
Organism: Zasmidium cellare ATCC 36951
Lineage: Eukaryota; Fungi; Ascomycota; Dothideomycetes; Mycosphaerellales; Mycosphaerellaceae
Exons: 3
Coding region: 1-1593 (530 amino acids)
Biological process (GO): proteolysis
Molecular function (GO): metalloexopeptidase activity; aminopeptidase activity
Source: RefSeq, a predicted model, not a curated record
AUGGUUCGUUCUGCUUAUCUCUUCUCCGUGGCGGCUGUUGCGGCGGCUAUCAGUGCUACCGAUGGUUUAACCUCUCGUGCUCUCACGGAGAGACAGGACGUGAGUGCUGCUGGCAAUCCAGGAUGGGGCCACGGAUCCAAGAAGCCAAAGGUCAACUCAAAGAAACUGCAGCAAUCGAUUCGCGAGAGUGCGCUGUCGAAGAAGGCUAAAGAGCUGGAGGAGGCGGCCUACAGUACAAGUCAGCGCAACCGUGUGUUCAGCUCAGAGGGCCAUUUGAAUACUCUCGAUUUAAUUGAGGGAUACCUCGACACCGUCAGCGACUACUACACCUACCGCCGACAACCGUUCGAGGCACUAUACUCCCAAGCAAGCGGCAACUUCUCGGCCGCCGAGACAACCUACACGCCCAUCAUCUUCCAGUACUCGCCCUCCGGCACCGCCACCGCCCCCUUAGUCGCCGUUGCAAACGAAGGAUGCGCAGCAGAAGACUAUCCAGCCGAAGUGGCGAACAACAUCGCUUUGAUCGUUAGAGGUACCUGCGAUUUUGGUCUCAAGUCUUCACUGGCCGGUGCUGCGGGUGCUGUUGGAGCUGUUAUCUACAACAACGCCCCUGGCUAUAUCUCAGGUGGCACGCUGGGUCCUCCUCCUCGACCGGAGGGGGAGUAUAUCCCUACUGCUGGGAUCUCGCAGGAGAAUGCUACGGUGUUGUUGGAGGCUUUGAGCAAUGGGGAGGAGGUUCAGGGUGUGUUGGAGGUGGAGAGUAUUAUUGAAAAUAGGACGACAUACAACAUCAUCGCCGACACCAAAGGCGGCGACAAAGAAAACAUCCUCGUCCUAGGAGGCCACUCUGACUCCGUCUACGCCGGCCCAGGCAUCAACGACGACGGCUCCGGCAUCAUCGGCAUCCUCGAAACCGCCCUCCAACUCGCCAAAUACUCCACCAAGAACGCCAUCCGCUUCGCCUUCUGGAGUGCCGAAGAAUUCGGCCUGCUCGGAAGUGAAUACUACGUCGCCAACCUCAGCCCAGAAGAACUCCAAAAGAUCCGUCUGUACCUUAACUUCGACAUGAUCGCAUCCCCGAACUUCAUCUACGGCUUGUACGACGGCGACGGCAGCGCUUUUAACAUCAGCGGUCCCCCAGGUUCUGCUGAGGCAGAAGCCUUCUUCGCGAAAUGGUUCAAGGACCAAGGCCUCGCCACCACCGAAACCGACUUCGACGGCCGCUCAGACUACGGCCCCUUCCUCGACGCUGGCGUACCCGCCGGAGGCAUCUUCACCGGCGCCGAAGAGCUCAAGACAGAAGAAGAGGCUGCACUGUUUGGAGGCGAAGUGGGCGUGGCGUACGAUGUCAAUUAUCACCAAGCCGGAGACAAUUAUACAAACCUGAACUUCGAGGCUUUCGUGACGAAUACCAAGGCUAUCGCAGCAGCGGUGGCAGAGUACGGCAGUUCUUUUGACAGUUUGUCGCCGAGGAAUGCUACGGCCACGGUCAAGGCUAGGGGUGUACAUGCGCAUCCGCAUGAGAGGAGGCAGAAGGCUAAGCAUGUACAUCAUACGCAUGACUGUGGGAAGGCGCCGAAGGUGUUUAUUUAG